AGCAGCGCAUAGUACCACAGAGGAGGGUAGGCUACUGACUGCUUCAUGUGUAGCUUCAGCGACGACGAGAGGUCUGUGCGAAUACACGCCACCAACAGUCUCACGGAGUUUAACGAUGGACCUUUGCGCCGACUGCAUUUGGCUUGCGGUGAGGUGCACGGUGAAGCGAGCACUCUUGCGCUCGCGCGGCACGCACUGCUGAGAUGAUGUGGGAAGGUAUGCGAGGUUACGAGGAGAACGGGCCAAUGGUAACCUCGAGACCCAAGAGCACACGUUAUUCCUAGAGCUGCCGGAUGGAUGCUGUUGGAAAAUGACAGGUUUCGGAAUACUGUGGGCUGGAGCAUCGAGGACUGUUCUCCAAUGGAAUGCAGAAAAGACAGCGCAACCGCCGCAGUAAAUGAAGUUGGUUUGUUGAUCCAUUCAUUGACUGAUAAAACUAACGGUAUACUUCACCAAAAGAGAUAACGAAAUAUAUCAGAAGACAAUAGACCUCUGUACGAACUCUUAUUUAUUUAAACAUCCGCGAAGAGCGUUUUCAUCGUCAGAGCGAAUUUAAGCACAAAAAGGCGCAUGGUAACAAUUCAUAUUAUUGUUUUGAUUUGUUGAGCAGUUUUCCAAGCGUCUCAACCGGCAGCGGUGGUCAGUCCUGAUCGGCGCGGGAUGGUCGAGACGCUGAGCAUCGCCGUCAUCGGAGCGCCUGGAGUCGGGAAAACUUCUAUCAUCCGCCAGUUCAUUUACAAUGACUUCUCCGAGACCUACACCCCCACCCAAACUAGAUACAUGUACAGACCCUCGGUCAUUCUUAACGGUGUUAUGUACGACCUGAAGAUUUUGGAUGUCCCGCCAAUUUCCUCCUUUCCAUCAAGCCCGAGUCAGGAGUGGCUGGAUGAGCGAUGUAGAGGGGUCUGCAGCGCAAACGCCUACAUUCUGGUUUAUGACAUCUGCUGCGUGGAGAGCUUUGAGUAUGUCAAGAUGAUCCGUCAGCAAAUUAUGGAUAACCGAGUGGGCAGCAGUUGUGAAGUGCCCAUCCUGGUGGUGGGCAGUAAACGGGAUCUUCAGCGGCAUCGGUUCACCCAGCGCAGGGCCGUGUCUGUACUGGUGAAGAAAACAUGGAAGUGUGGUUAUGUCGAAUGCUCCGCUAAGUAUAACUGGCAUGUGCUUCUGCUCUUCAAAGAGCUCCUGGGAAUAGCCGUGGCCCGAGGACUGCGUCCAAACCACACCUCUCUCCGUCUGCAAGGGGCAUUGCACAGGAACCGCUGUAAUGUCAUGUGACAGAUAUGCAGCCUUUUUUUUAAUUGAUAAUUAUUUAUCAUAAUUAUCUGAUUUUAACUGGUCCUAAGUCAGUACUGAAAGUUAACUUUUCUGUACCGCGAGAAUGAAGCUGUGGGGACAAACAGCUUUCAAUCAAAAUGGCUGGAAUAUUACCACCUAGGGGCCUAUGUAACUGAUGCAUUCAUCUGAUGGAUUACCUUAGGUACUACUAAUUUCACUUUCCUCCAGUGAAUAAUGGAAAAAUGGAGAUUGUAUAAGAUUGUAUAAUUUGUCUCCCCUUCCUGCUCAGAUUUAAACUCAGAUGCAGUGAGUGUGUAUUCCGGUGUGAUGGUUUUUAAUGCUUUUAUGAAGGAUGAACUAAGGGUUCAGGAAUUAUGAUGAGCAAAGGUUUAUGAACCUGUUGGAGUUAUCUGUUGUGAUCCUCAAAUUUGACCUAAAAUAUGAUCUGAUCUUUCCCCACAUUAUCGUAUCAAUUAAAUACAAAUGAGAUCAUAUAUUUUUAAACAUUUUUAGAAACUUCCUCUGUAUCAUGCAAUAUGUUAAUCUUUAGAUUACUUUCAGAAGCACUGGCUUCAAAAAAAUCCCUGUCCUGUUACUCGUUGGCCAAUUUCCCUUUUGCAAAACUGCUUCAGGACAUUAAUAAGAUCCUGCCACAGCAUUUUUCUUCAUAAACCACAGACAGAAACUUCACCUUUCUCCCAUUACAUUUGUAAUAAUUAAAUGGGCCACUUUAGACAGACUGCAAAAGUGUAUGUAAGUAUUCCAAAAAUGUGAUUGGGACAAUUUUUUUUUGGUUGGAACAGCUUUUUUUAAUAGCUAAAGGGUUUUAUCCAUAAUCUAAAGGGGGUUGCACACUGAACAACAAGUGCCACACACACACACACACAUACAAUUCACAUUGUUGUCUAUGAGAGUACACACUGGUGAAAUAGAUUGCCCCUUUCUCUAUACAUUUGCUCUGUUUUUUUCAAACACAAAACUUUUAACUCAGUGAUGCCACUUUGUUACUUCUUGAAGAGAACAUUUGAUAUUUGGUGUGAUUAGAUUAACUAUUUACUGGUGAGUUGUCCUAGAUGUGGCGUUGUGCGACUGCAUUAUGAAAGUUAGAAAAUUUGUCCUUAAAAUAGGCACAAGCAUUCUUACCGAUGAGCUGCCCUUCCAUAGACACCUCUCCAGCUCAACGUGUUGUUAAAUGGUGGAUGUAUGAACAAAGCCAAGAGAUGCCUGGAGAUCCUUAGCUGUUAUCUUGGACUUCAAUAAAUCAUGCUGUCUUAUUUAUUUACAAACUUCUUAGCACAUUAGCCAAGAUAGGUAUAUCCCAGCCUGCCUAGUAUAUACAGUAUCAUUGCAUUGCAAUUUUCUCACCAUAUGCCAAAUCUAGUAAAAAUGUUAAACAACCUACCUCCUAAAUAUAAAUGACUGAAGAAAUGAGGCACAAAAUAAUGUCUUCCACUGGUAGGAUAGAGAGGUGUUGUGCAGAUUUCAGCAAGCAUGUACAAUCAGUGGCACUCUAGAAGCUGCAAGAAGUUGUGAUAAAGCCAACAGGUCCCCUGGGGCUUCCCUAAACCUGAAGAUUUCUGCUGAACCAGGAUGCAGAGGAGGCUUACAUCCUUUACUGCAGUGCACUGCAGUCUGCAUGUUAGUGGAUGACAGCGCAAUCCACAUCCUCUCUGGAGUAUUUUUGAAUGCAGAAUACAUUAAAGUUAAAGUGCUUCAGUGUCUGCAGUGAGAUUUUUUUUUUUCUGUUACUCUCUGCUAGUGUAGUGACAUUUGGCACAAACUUCAAAUGAACUAAUAGAGAAGCUUCUGUAGACGUGCUGGUAGUCAUCACGAUUGAUUGAUUGGCUGGCUGUGUGGAAGUCUUGAUUCACAGCUGGAGCUGUCGCACUGCUACACCUAUUCUGUCUCCUACUCUGUUCUGAGGUAAUAAACUGUGGAGCUUUGGCACGCAGGUGGAAAUUCAUUAGACUGAGAAAAUUGAUGGUCCUAGAGGGUGCAAACCCACCCCGAAUGCUUCCCAUGACAGAAAAAGUUCAUAAGACAUAAUAUUCUCAGAGUGUGCUAAAAAUUGUGCUAGAAAUUCAACCUCAUUCCUCGCAAAUGCAACUCUGACAGCCAUCUAUGCACUUGUACACAUCUUACAUGACUCAAAAGAGCUAAGAACUUCUGUCAGCAGAAGGAAACAUAAAUAAGUUAGCAACUUGGGUCAUUUUUUAAAUCAUAAAGAAUCUAUUUCUGUUUAAUGGAGCUGCAUGCUUUAAUUGGCAAAACCAAAAUCAUUCAGGGGUAAAUUGCACUGAUGUACCUAUUGUACAUAACUACAUGAGUGAGUACAAGCAGAUCUUUGUAACAAUACUUGAGCAUCAUUUUUGUCUUUUUGUAUAAAUGUUAGUGUCCAAUAAGCUUAGCAUGUAGUUUAAGAUUAAGCGAUUGAGAAACAGCCAGGCUAGUGUUAUAAAACAGCAGGAAGGGGUUCUGUUUGCAUGCCACACACUGUUAAGUGCUAUGAUUGUGGACUGAGGACUAGACAAUGUAGCAGAAUAUGUCCUGUGCUAGUAAAGUUAAAGGAUUUAGACUGAACAUUCAGAAAGGCUGAAUAUAGAUUGUGUUGGUAAGACUGUCUGAUUAUUUUUUUCCUCAUAUUAUUUUUUUUUGGUUUAGAUUUUAAAGGGCUACCUGCUUUUUAAAUGGAAAAAAUCUGUUUUCUUUUUAGUAGUUAUGUUUCAUCAAGGAAAAAUGAAUAAACCCUUACAAACGA
Carassius gibelio (silver crucian carp) is the source of this 4030-nucleotide messenger RNA. Its product is annotated as ras-like protein family member 10B. Gene Ontology annotation, molecular function: GTP binding; GTPase activity. The coding region runs from base 661 to 1272 and encodes 203 amino acids. The record is from RefSeq and is a predicted model, not a curated record. The transcript has 3 exons. NCBI's taxonomy places the organism in Eukaryota, Metazoa, Chordata, Actinopteri, Cypriniformes, Cyprinidae.